ACUCCCUGAAAAAAAAGUCAAGCAAUGGAAUGUGGAAAGUUCUGGAAAAUUGAAGAAAAAACAUAUGUCCCAGCUGAUCAGCUGGUCUGAGAUUAUCUGGAAAGCGUGGCUUAGUUUAGCUUAUUUCCAGUCGUUCUGGUAUUGGAGUAUUGAACCCAAGAGAAAGAAUUGAGUUGUUGUCGUUUGUUUUGUUUUCUUUCGAAAAGUGCUUGAUAAGUGUUUCGUGCAAUUCGUUUUUGCGAUUCUGAGAAGCGUGCAAUUUCGUUUCGGUUUCGGUUGAUAAUUUCAUAGUCCAGUGACCAGAAGGGCAGCGAUUAAGUUUGCCCAAGUUUAUGGCUACACAGUCAAUAGUGGAAGCUCGAAUUUAGUAAAAGCGGAACACAAUUUUUCGUUUAGCUGAAUGUGAUUGUUGAUUGCAAGUGCACUGGUUGAAAUUGCACAGAUUGGCGCCUCUCGCGAAAGGUUCCCCUUCUCUUGGAUCCCUUGGGGACAAAAAUAACCUGAACGGUUUGAUCGUCGGCCGGUUUCCAAGACCCGUUUGUUGUUGUUGUUGUUGUUGUUGUUGUAAUCAUCUCUUAAGCCACUUGGUUUUAGCGACAGCGAGCAGUAGGUACCCCAAUGCAAACUGUGUUUAUGGCCCGGGCAGUCCCUUCUACCUGGAAACCUGAAAUUGUUUGCAGCCAGCCAGCCACGGAAACGAACGCCGCGGGUGGCGACCGAUAAUCCCCAGGCCAGGUCGUAUUCGCACAACCAUCAGAUGGCUCACAGCGGCGGAGGCGGCGAUAGUAAGUUCAUCUCGAGGCUGAGCCUCAACGUGGACGACAACGAUGGCAUCACGAAUCGGGGCUUUUACGCUGACCUAGCGGAGGAUCAUGAUCGAGGAGGAGGAGGAGGAGUUGGUGGUGGUCCAAAUGGGACCUCUUCAGGCCACGGCAAAGCGGGUCCCGGCCUUUCCCCGCUAACCGUGAUCCGGCCCCGAUACCAGCAAGAAGAGCUCAAUCAGGAAAUGAACUAUCGGGUGCCGGAAACGCGUGUUUGUAAGGAGAUGAUCAAAAGCAUUAGGGGGGUCAGUGCUAAAGGGUGUGCGAGAAGUGUUUUCCCCAUUUUUGGGUGGCUGUCGGAGUACUCGUGGGCGCAGGAUUUCGUUCCGGAUUUGAUAAGUGGAUGUACGGUGGCUGUGAUGCAUAUUCCUCAGGGUAUGGGUUAUGCUCUGUUGGCAAGUGUUCCGCCAAUUGUGGGGAUCUAUAUGGCGUUUUUCCCAGUGUUGGUUUACUUCAUUCUUGGAACAUCGAGGCACAAUUCGAUGGGUACUUUUGCGGUGAUCUCGAUUAUGGUGGGGAAAGUGGUCUUGAGUUAUUCUAGUGUUGGUGGAAAUUCUGGAGGGUCAAGUGCAACAGUUGGGAAUGAAACUUUGGCAGCAACACUGACUUCCGGUGGAAAUACUGAUGGAAUUGUACGGGGACCAAUCGAAGUGGCAGCAGCUGUUUGUUUCGUUGUUGGAGUUUUUCAGGUGUUGAUGUACUUCGGCCGGCUCGGAGUCAUCUCGUUCCUGCUAUCAGACACCCUCGUAUCCGGUUUCACCACCGGUGCAGCCAUCCACGUGCUCACAUCGCAAAUCAAGGAUCUCUUAGGGCUUUCGCUGCCACCCAUUACAGGGCAUUUCAAAAUUGUCAAGACCUACAUCGCCAUCUUCUCAGAUAUAGCGAACGUAAACCAGGCGGCAGUGUUGAUAUCUGCUGUCACAAUCGUGUUGCUGGUGAUUAACAACGAGUACCUGAAGCCGAAGGUUGCCAAACGGAGCACGAUCCCGAUUCCGAUCGAACUGAUAGCGGUCAUCAGUGGGACCCUGCUGUCGCAGUACUGCGGCCUCAACGAGAGCUAUGCGAUCAAAACAAUCGGACACAUCCCGACCGGAUUUCCGACUCCCAACAUGCCGGACAGUACCCUCUUCAAAGCCAUUCUGCUGGACUGUUUCCCGAUAGCGAUGGUUGCGUAUGCCGUUUCCGUCUCGAUGGGUCUGAUCUUCGCCCAGAAGCAAAAUUACGAGAUCGACUUCAACCAGGAACUGCUGGCUAUGGGCGCUAGUAAUAUUUUCGGGUCGUUCUUUUCGUGCAUGCCCUUCUCGGCCUCACUUUCACGAUCGAUGAUCCAGUACACGGUGGGUGGGAAGACGCAAAUCGCUUCGAUCAUAUCAUGCGGUAUAUUGGCGGUGGUUUUGUUGUGGGUGGGGCCUUUUUUCGAGCCCUUGCCUCGGUGCGUUUUGGCUGGGAUCAUUGUGGUGUCCCUGAAGGGGUUGCUGAUGCAGGUGACACAGUUUUUGGACUUUUGGAAACUGAGCUGCGUGGAUGCUGGUAUUUGGAUCAUCACUUUCCUGACGGUGGUUCUGGUAGCGAUCGACAUCGGGUUGUUGGUGGGGAUCGUUUUGAGCAUCUGCUGCAUCUUCUUCAAGGGCAUGAAACCUUACACUUGUCUGAUGGAGAAUGUACCGAAUACAGAUCUGUACCUGGACAUCAAUCGAUACAAGGGAACGAUCGACAUCCCGGGGGUGAAAAUCUUCCACUAUUGUGGAAGUUUGAACUUCGCCACUCGAGCCGGAUUCAAAUCGGCGCUUUGCGAUGCUCUUAAGCUGAAUCUGACUGAGGAAAUAAAGCUUCUGAACGUAUCGAGCAGCGAUAACGAUUACAAACGGCAACAGAAUCUACGAUAUUUGGUUCUGGACUUUGGGGCGCUAAGUUGUAUCGAUUCAUCGGCCAUCUCUUCGAUGAAGGCCUUGAUCGGGGAAUUCGAAAAAUUGUCCAUUACGAUGCUGAUUGCCGGGGUGGUUCCGCCGGUGUACGAAAUGAUGUUUAAGUGUGGUUUGGUAGGUGGCGAACGGGAGUUUUGUAAAUUGUUCCCAACGGUUCACGAUGCCGUUCACUGGGCCCGGGAGAGUUUGGGACAGGAUUCCGGCCGGAUUAGUCUGGCGUAAGGCAAUCUGUCCUUUUCGCAGUAUUAAGUAGAAUGUCAGGGAUUUCAAUGAAAUAACAAGAAACAAACGUCGAAUCUCAAUACAGAUCAAGAAUUCAUAGAAUUUAGUCAGCGAUGAGCUAUCCAAUUUCUUUGUUGCGAUAGUGUUUUCCUGAAAAACAAUAGAAAAACCAUGAUGUAGGUUGAAAUACAUUGAUUAUAAGUGAGGUUUUAGCCAUGGAUCGAUUUUAGCAGUAUACGCUUAUGAGAUACAAACAUUUUCAAUUGUUGUUUACCUUUUGUGCCUAAAAAUUUUACACUUAGACUUAGAUAUCACUUUAAGUUUACCGGUAGACUGAACGAACUGAAUCGUAAGAGUAUUUAUUGAAACAAAUAAAACAGUGUCGAUUCGAA
Uranotaenia lowii is the source of this 3360-nucleotide messenger RNA. RefSeq names its product solute carrier family 26 member 10-like. Gene Ontology annotation, cellular component: membrane. The record is from RefSeq and is a predicted model, not a curated record. The transcript has 7 exons. Gene Ontology annotation, biological process: transmembrane transport. Bases 758 to 2968 code for a protein of 736 amino acids. Gene Ontology annotation, molecular function: bicarbonate transmembrane transporter activity; chloride transmembrane transporter activity; oxalate transmembrane transporter activity. NCBI's taxonomy places the organism in Eukaryota, Metazoa, Arthropoda, Insecta, Diptera, Culicidae.